Aspergillus aculeatus ATCC 16872 is the source of this 2967-nucleotide messenger RNA. RefSeq lists its product as uncharacterized. NCBI's taxonomy places the organism in Eukaryota, Fungi, Ascomycota, Eurotiomycetes, Eurotiales, Aspergillaceae. Bases 1 to 2967 code for a protein of 988 amino acids. Gene Ontology annotation, molecular function: microtubule binding. The transcript has 3 exons. The record is from RefSeq and is a predicted model, not a curated record.
AUGUCGCGCGAAGCCACAACCAACAGCUUCGCGUCCUUUGGCUCAGACUUUGAUCCCGAGCACGAAGCUCUCGAGUCCACGAAGGACAUCGGAAGAAGCCCACGACUCCCCAACAUGCAUAGCAGUGCACGGAACCGCCGCGAAAUCCAGCAGGAUGAAGAGCCAGAUUACGCCUUUAACACCUCAACAUUUGAGCAAUACCUCCCCAACUUUUCCCCAGUCGGCACAUCAGAAGAGGAGAUGGACCAUGACGAUGACGAUAGCAUUUCCAUCGAAGCCGGAAGAGGACCCGUAAAGCCUGCACGCCGUUUAGAUGACUCAAGAAACUCCUCCAUGAGCAUCGAGAAUAGCAUUCGUUCGUCGUCACCUGCUAUUAGACUCGACUACCCUACAUCGAACACACCACAGAAGUCUGCUCUGCGCAGCGCACCCAAAAGGGCUGCGAGCGAGAGUCUUCGUAAGGAUGCCCAGAUUCGACGCGCCAGCCAAGCACAAAAGGAGAACCUCGAUCCCAAGGCGACCCGAAAAGACCAGCGCCGUACUCUCUCAGACUUUCAUGCAAAGGUCCGUGACUCCUACGAAGGAUCCUUGCUUGAAGACGAACGGCCGUCGGCAGUGGCCAACAACACGCGUCCGACGCGUUUCGGAAAUCCUAACCUCUCCCACCAGAUUGCGGACGCUGUUGAGAAGGCUUCGCAGGAGGCCUAUGCUCGCGAGAUGCGUCGUGGCAAGGCUGCGGCGAGCUCUCGCAGCAUGCAUAAUACGGCUGGCGACACAGCCACCCAACAAUCAUUCCUCCUACCCGACCUACCGAACUUGUCGGAGCUAGUCUCAGGGGUGUAUGAAGAUGGUACCCCGGUAUAUGCACGCCAAAAUCGCCCGCGCACUACGCGUUUUGUCUCUCCCCUGCACGAUGCCAUGGACGUAUCUCUAACGCGCGAACAUAUACCGCUCGAUGCGGUCCCUAUUCCGGAAGACGAGAAAGCACUCUUUGUUUCGUUGAGACUACUUCAGGACAAGGUGGCUGAGCUUGAGAGAGCCAAGUUCGAUGCUGAGAAAAGAGUUGAAGAAAUGAGACAGGAGAAUGCGUUAUUGAAGACAAGCAAGUCUCGUGGAAAAGAGAAGGUUUCUCGCACCAGAUCGUAUGAGUCUGAGGAAGAAGAGUAUAGAAAGGAGCGCUUUGCGCGUGAGAAUCAAAAAUUAGAUGCAGCGAAUCUCGCUCUACAAAACAAGCUGGACAUGAUCGAGAGGAAGGCCGAGAUUCAAGAGACGGCCCUCAAACGGUUGAACCGGGAGCGAGACAUGGCGGUUUCGCAACUGGGUGUGUCCUAUCUUGAGUCACAGGACCUUAAAAAUGAGGUUGAAGCUCUUCGUCAAGAGAACGCCGAGCUUAAAUCGCAAUUGGUGAAGCUCGCAUCCGGUUCCAAGGAUCAAGACGAGACUUACGAGUCCGAAGAAUCAUCUGCAACCGAAAUAAGCGACGAAGAUAGUCAGUUUGAUACACAGACGAGCAGAAACAUCAGCAGAAGCACUAAAGACCUUACCUCGAAGAGCUCGCGCUCCCGAUCCAAGGCCGGUCGUCAGGGGCAGUUAAACACGAAGAUCUCUACCCAGGUCGACAAGGAAAUAGCUCGCUUAGAAAGAGAACGUGCUGAAGAGGCUCUGUUCUCGCUUGACCUUUCGCAAUCAAAAGAGAAAUCUAAGUCAAGAGCAGAGAAAUCCCGAAGCAAGGCCAGGACUAGCGAUGCCGCGUCCAAGAAGCAAUCUAACACCGGCAAGCAACGCGUGAAGAGGGUGGUUGUGGAGGAGAUCGAUGUUAGUGGGCCUGUUGACUCAACUGGUGAGGUCACAAACAAUACCAAAAAGUCUUCUGUGGCGGAACAAGACUUGACGCUUCUGAGCUUCGUCGACGAACGUGAAAUCGCUCAGCUACGGAAGACCUUGGAGGAGGAACGCCUGGCUCGCAAGAAGCGCCAAGCGACCGCUACCAAGGAGGUGACUGGCAAUGAGACUGGGAAUACCACCCGCCAGAGCGUGGCAAAGCCCGGACUACCUAGAAAAUCAUCCCUUAAAGAAAGCAAGGGGCUGCCAGCAAGACCCGCAUCAGCAAUGGGCGACUUGACCGCCACAUCCAAAGCUAGCAUAGCUGAAGGAGAUAGCAACCUCUCAGUGCCUGUUGAACGUCCCAGACGUCACUCAGACCAUGCUGCGACCACUGCUACUCCAAGGCGGCGACGUCGGAUGGCCGAGGAGAUGACCUCCGCCUUCAUCCUACCCGAUAUCACUCUCAAUCCUGCCAGCCUUGUCGAUAACCUGACUAAGCUGCCUGAACCCACGCAGCGUGCGCUUGACAAUGCCACCCAGCAUAAUGGCAAGAAUUGUACCGUCUGUAAGCGUGUCAUGCCUGCUGACUCUUGCGACCACUCGGUCGAGACGGUGAAAGUCCCCAAGCCUGUUCCUGUCUCGGAGCGUAUGCCUGCGCCUUCAAUUCUCAAUGAAGAUCAUACUAUGCGGCCUGCGCAGUCCCCAGAGAUUGCCCUAGCGACUGUGCUCAAAGCCUUGGAAGAUGAACUGGCACACCUGAAGAUACAGCUAGUUGCGUACCAAGGUGCUUACAACAAGCUAGAUGCUUCGCUAAGCAAGAGACAACGAAAGUCGCUUGGUGAGAAGAUUGAGAAGUUGCUGAAAGACAUCGACAUGAAAGCUGAUCAGAUCUACGCCUUGUACGAUGUACUCGAGGGACAAAAGCAGGACGGUCGUGAGAUGACCGAGCAAGAAAUGGAAGUGACUCUUCAAUCUAUUGGGAUUGACACAGGUGCCGGCCCGACAGGCGAUUUGACCGCCGCAUCCAUCAAGUCCUCCCACAAGGCCCCUGAAACGGAAUUUGACGAUGAUGAACUGCCCUGGGAAGGAUUUGAGAGCACAAUGGAACUCACGGGCCGAAGUGGUGUAAACCAUCGCAACUAA